AAGAGGAUCUUUGGAUUAAAAUAUUUACAAUACGUCAAAACUUUCAUUUAUUGUUGCAUUAUGAAUGCCGUGUUCAAAAUUAAAUGUUUACACAAGAUAUAUCUACCUGCUUUGCAGCUUCAGAGGAAAUCUUUUUUUUAGUCAAGUGUUAUCAAUCUGAGAAGUGAAGUGUCAAUUGUUUCCCUAAGGAAUAUUUCUUAGAUCAAGAUGCGGAAAUUCUCAACAAGCAGCGGUCAGUUGAGACACGUGAAAAGAAGCUACCUCCAACGGAUCCACAUAACCCAAUGGCUGCCGCAGUACAAAAAAUUCGACUUCAUAUCGGAUUUGGUCGCCGGCCUAACAGUGGGCAUGAUGUUGAUACCCCAAUCCAUAGCCUACGCUGGAAUAGCGUCGUUACCAGCCCAAUAUGGUCUAUAUACGGCUUUCGUGGGUUCCUUCACUUAUGUGAUAUUUGGGACGAUAAAACAGGUGUCCAUCGGACCUACCAGCUUGCUGUCCAUGUUGUCCUUCACUUAUCUAGAAGGUUAUCCAGUGGACUACGUUAUUUUUCUUACCUUUUUGGCAGGUUGCGUUGAGUUGGCGAUGGGACUCCUCAAUUUAGGGUUUUUGGUGGAUUUCAUUUCACCACCUGUAUCAGCCGGUUUCACUGCAGCAAUUUCAUUCUUGAUAAUGGCAUCCCAGCUCAAAUCCCUGCUCGGUCUGAAGAUUGUAGCUCAUGAUUUUGUAGAACUCAUGACCUUGAUACUUAGGAAUAUUGGCAACAUCAAAUGGAGCGACACAGUCUUAGGAUUCAGCUCAAUAUUAUUCCUAUUUCUACUCAAGAAAUUGAGCUGCCUUCCCUCAAAGAACCGAACACUCCAAAAAACGCUUUGGUUCGUUUCAAUUUCCAGAAACGCCUUGAUUGUAGUGAUAACCUCCGUUAUAGCAUACUACUACUGCGACAGGGAUGGUAAAGCUCCCUUCGCACUGUCCUCCAAAGUACCAUCAGGUUUGCCUCAAUUUUCACUCCCCAAGUUAUCGGCAGUCCACAACAACCAAACCUCCGAUUUCUUCGACAUGAUACACACCUUAGGUUCCGGUAUUUUCGUGGUACCGAUCUGUGCCAUACUCUCGAACAUCGCUAUAGCUAAAUCUUUUGCUUCUGGAGUGAUCGUUGAUGCCUCGCAAGAGAUGAUAACCCUGGGUAUUUGUAAUAUAUUUGGGUCAUGUGUUCAAGCAAUGCCUUCUUCUGGGGCUUUCUCAAGGUCAGCGGUUGCCAAUGCAAGUGGGGUGAGGACGCCCAUGCAAGGUUUUUAUUCAGGUACAGUCAUAAUUUUAGCUUUAAGCUUCCUUACCCCAUAUUUCUACUAUAUUCCAAAGGCCACACUUGCAGCAGUAUUGAUAUCAGCGGUAUCGAGUAUGAUCGAAUAUUCCCUACUACCUGUGUUAUGGAGGACAAACAGAAUCGACUUCUGCUUCUGCCUUAUAACGUGCUGCCUAGGGGUUAUAUACGGUGCUGACAUAGGACUCAUCGUUGGAGCAGUACUGAACUUAGUAGUUUUGCUAAAGGACUGGUCCAGACCAAAUAUCAUCAUCAAGUUAUGCUCGUGGGAAAAGACUGACAACACUUACGUCCUCAUCAAACCGGAAUUUGGCCUCUGUUACCCUGCUAGAGAUUAUCUGACAGAGAAGGUAAUAGAAGCACAAGCUCAACACGAACAUAUCCCCAUGGUCCUCGACCUAUCCAACGUUCUGAAGAUCGAUUACGCGGCAGCGGAAGCGCUAAAAAACCUGCUCGAGACGUACAAUCAGGACAAGGUGAAACUGGUCCUCGUGAACCUGAACGAUCGGGUGCGUGAAACUUUGAAAAAAUUGAAUCGGAGCGACAAAAUCAAGUAUUGCCACAGCAGUUCUACCGUAUACGAUGAAAUGUUCGAAUUGAUAGAAGAUCCGGGCAAUAAAAUUCCACUUUUAGAAUGUUGCGGAGAAGUGUAGGAAGAGGUGAGAAUUAUGGACUUGACUCUUAUGAAUUUCAGACUGAAUAUCUAUUUAUUAAAUAUAUUUUCAAAUAAU
This is a messenger RNA of Coccinella septempunctata (seven-spotted ladybird), 2052 nucleotides long. RefSeq names its product sodium-independent sulfate anion transporter-like. Gene Ontology annotation, molecular function: sulfate transmembrane transporter activity. NCBI's taxonomy places the organism in Eukaryota, Metazoa, Arthropoda, Insecta, Coleoptera, Coccinellidae. The transcript has 9 exons. The coding region runs from base 208 to 1974 and encodes 588 amino acids. Gene Ontology annotation, biological process: transmembrane transport. Gene Ontology annotation, cellular component: membrane. The record is from RefSeq and is a predicted model, not a curated record.